This is a messenger RNA of Hermetia illucens (black soldier fly), 1488 nucleotides long. RefSeq names its product carboxypeptidase B-like. NCBI's taxonomy places the organism in Eukaryota, Metazoa, Arthropoda, Insecta, Diptera, Stratiomyidae. Bases 100 to 1425 code for a protein of 441 amino acids. The transcript has 6 exons. Gene Ontology annotation, biological process: proteolysis. Gene Ontology annotation, molecular function: metallocarboxypeptidase activity; zinc ion binding. The record is from RefSeq and is a predicted model, not a curated record.
ACGACUUGCGAGAACAUCAUUAGCAUUUAGUCACCUGUGAUUGUGGUUCAGAAUAUUCAAAGUAGCCACGCUCAACCAAGUUGUUAACAGUAAAAGAACAUGUUGAAAUAUAAGAUUUUUAGUUUCAUAGUUUUCAUAGUGUUUUGUGGAAAGUUUGCGGCUAGUGCGGGUUUGCAAAGAGAUCGUCGACAAGAGUCUGCCCGUGACCAAGAUGAUGAGACCCGUGAACCUGUUAAAUAUGAUGGCGCCCAAUUGUGGAGAAUACCAAUUAGUAAUGAGGUAGAGCGGAAUGCGGUCGCCGAACUCGAAACCAAGUAUGACGGACUUAAAUGGAAGACGGUUGAAAAUAGAGUAGACAUCAUGAUCGACAAAAGUGCACGGGAGAGUGCCCGCAGCUAUUUACAAAAUUCAAAUAUAACGUACAGAAUUUUGAUAGAUGAUUUGCAGAAGUUAAUCGAAGUGGAGAAUCCGCCAAAGGAGGAAAUUGAAUUGCUGCAAAAUCGAAAAGGACAUCGCCUAACAUGGAAAGCAUAUCAUAAUUUCAACGACAUUGUUGGAUAUUUAGAUUAUCUCGCUAAAACCUACCCCGAUCUAUGCAGCGUCCAAACAAUUGGAACAACGCAUGAAGGCCGCGCAUUGAAACUAUUGAAAAUUUCAAACGGUCAUCCGGCGAAUGAAGCCAUUUGGAUUGAUGGUGGAAUACAUGCUCGUGAAUGGAUUAGUCCUGCCGUCACCACUUAUAUCAUCAAUCAUCUUGUCGAAAAUUGGGAGGAGCUGCCCAGCUACUUAAAGAAUAUCGAUUGGCACAUUUUACCAGUUUUAAACCCCGAUGGCUAUGAUUAUUCUCAAAAAUUCAACCGUUUAUGGCGUAAAAAUCGUAGUCGCAAUCCAGGCAGCAACUGUCGCGGUGUAGACUUGAAUCGAAAUUACGGUUACAUGUGGGGUGGUGAAGGCACUUCGUCGAAUCCUUGCAGUGAGGUUUAUCGAGGAAAGGGAGCAUUUUCCGAGCCGGAAACUGCCGCCGUUCAAAACUUUAUAACUUCCCAACGAAAGGGUGACUAUUUCAAAGCAUUCCUCACAUUCCACAGCUAUGGGCAGUACAUAUUGUAUCCAUGGGGCUAUAGUAAAGCCAUCACUCCAGACAACAAUGACAUGAAGCUAGCUGGGACGCAAGCUGCGACGGCAAUAAGAAACGGAUCGGGAGCUACAUAUCAAGUUGGUCCUGCGGCAAUUCUGUUAUAUCCAGCUGCAGGAGGUUCUGACGAUUGGGCUAAGGGUACUAUGGGUAUCAAAUACAGCUUCACAGUGGAGUUGCGUGAUACAGGCAGAUACGGCUUUAUUUUGCCAGCAUCAUAUAUUGAACAGAGUGGUCAAGAAGCAUUUAAUUUCGUCGAUGCAAUGGCUAGGUCAGUUACAAUAUUGUAAUUUUAUAAUUUUUUUCGCAAUCAAUUAUCGAUAAUAAAAGUUCCAAAAUUUUAAUUCUAAUAA